AUGCCCGCGACACGCUCAUCCAGCCAACAGCGCUCUCGUUCACGUGCAAAAGAAAGAUAUACAUCACCUACACGAAAUCUACCCAGCCGCUCGAAACCAAAAUCAAACGUGGCUACUAUCCCUGAAGUCAUCGUUUUAUCUUCGGAUGAUGAGAAUAUCCAACCGAGCAAAAUUGGUUCAUCCUCAAGAUUCAAAAAAAAGAUUUCAAAGAAGCCGUUUCCGACGAGGGAUGUUCUGGAGAUAUCUUCGUCGUCGGAUGAAGGACCAAUACUUCCCAAGGCGUCGGAAAACGAUGGCUCAUCUUGGCAGCAGGAGAAUUCGAAAUUGGAGCAGAUGAAUGAACACCUAAAGAGGCAGGUCGCUGACCAGCGCAUACAACUUGACAAUUCGAAGAAGCGUCUCGAGGAGCAAAGUCAAGAGCUUGCCGCACAAUCCCGAGAAAUUAUUGCCGGCCAUCAGGAGAUCCAAUUGCAACGGGAGAAACUUGACGCUUUGCAAGCGAAAGGCACAUCAGAAUUGACUAUUGAUGCUACCAAGUUGGGUGACAUGCUCUCUUGUGAUAUAUGCGCGCAUUUGAUGCACUCCCCUUACCUUCUCACUGAGUGCGGACACUGUUACUGCGAGGGGUGCCUCAAAGGCUGGUUCAACGAAAUACUCACUAAACAUAUUCGUGCACAUCCCGCAUACAACAUUAACCGCAAACCCUUGCCUCGGGACCUCCCUCAAGUUCUUCACACCAUUGGUCCAUACGUCUCGUAUCCGCUUCAGCUGCAACUGCACGCAAUGUAUAAUACUUCCCGACAACAGCAGCCGGAGUAUACCUGUCCGGGAUGUCGGAGGGAAGUCACGGAAAAACCAGUUGUAAAUUUUGCAGUCAAGGACAUGGUUUCCAUCGUCGGGGGCGUCCUUGGACAACCCGACACUCGUCGGGAGUCUUCUAAUCUUCGUAGGCAGCAGGCGGGUUCAUUUGAUGGCUUUUUCCCUCGAUAA
Molecule: messenger RNA, 990 nt
Organism: Suillus subaureus
Lineage: Eukaryota; Fungi; Basidiomycota; Agaricomycetes; Boletales; Suillaceae
Exons: 4
Coding region: 1-990 (329 amino acids)
Biological process (GO): protein monoubiquitination; DNA damage tolerance
Molecular function (GO): single-stranded DNA binding; ubiquitin protein ligase activity
Source: RefSeq, a predicted model, not a curated record